AUGGAUUCAAAUAAGAAACAAAUUGAAUGGCCGUACCCGAAAAUUGAUCACUUUCCGGGAAGAAUUGAACGAUUUUCAUAUAGAACUUAUAACUGGUUUGAAAAUCGUAUUUGGCCAAUCAGACCAAUUCCAUUCUUGGGUAUUGUUACAACUGCUACUGCAGUGGCUAUCAACUAAGCCAUGGCUAUCAACUAAGAAACUUUAGCCUCCCAGACAUUCAGCAGAAUUUUCAAAUAAUUGCCAAGCCUCUUGCAAUUUCAAUUGGAUCUGUGUACACUUCCGUAUUCCUUCUUCGCCAUUUUCUAAAAUAUUUUUAUUUUUCAUACAAAGGAUAUUUGAAAGAAAACCCCAAGAAACCAUCAUUCCUAACAAUUUUAUGGGGAAUUGUGAGGAAAGUAGUCCUUACAGUUGCUUCUCCUCAACUAUCGUCUUGUGAUCGAUUACUUUCAAAUCUUCCACUUCCGGCUCUGAAAGAUACGGGGACCAGAUAUGUGGAUUCAAUGCAAUUUAUUUUAUCUGAGGAAGAUCACAGAUAACUGGUCAAGACAUCAAACCAAUUUCUGGCCGGAGAGGGACGAAAACUACAAAGAUAUGCAUGGGCCUGGCACAAAUGUAACGAAAAUUACCUCACAUCUUUUUGGGAAAAAUACAUAUAUUUGGCGGGAAGGUAUGCUCUACCUAUCAAUAGUAGCAUUGGAUAUUGUGUCAUGUAUGGAGAUAAUGAACUCACUCAAGUCUUCCAAGUUGCCAGGGUAUUGCAUAUUGAGUCACUUGCUAAUUUGUCAUUGGACAGGCAACAGCUGUAGGAAAAGGUCUCUUGUCUACUAGACAUUACCGAAAUAUUAACAACGGAUGUAGGAUACCUGGAAAGGAUAUUGAUCAUUUCCAAUGGAAUCCACCGAGCAAGCAUGUACUUCUGAUACACAAAGGUACUUGGUACAAAGUGGAUACUUUUGAUCAACAGGGUAAACUGUACAGUGUUGAUAAUUUGGCAAAAAUUGUCUCGGAAUUGAUGCAUAGAGAGGACAAAUCUGAGGGAUUCCUUUCCAGAAUUGGAAGUCUUACAGCAGAUCGUCGUACUGAAUGGAGUAUUAAUCGAGACAAAUUCUUCCUGAAUAACAAGAAAAACAAGGAGCUAUUGGAAAUCAUUGAGCUCAGCUCAGUUUGUUCUAGCAAUUGAUGGCGCAAAUAAUUGGGGUGUUGAAUCAACUGAGCAAUUGUCUAAAUACACUAAGGAUAUGUUUGCUGGAGAUGGUACCAAUCGAUGGUUUGAUAAAACAAUGAAUUUCGCAAUUGACGAGACGGGAAGAGGUGGAGAUACAGGAGAACAUUCACCUGGUGAUGGUGCAGAAAUGGGGCAUAUGUGUGAAAACUUAUUGAAUAUUGACAAACAAAUCUUGCAGUCCCCGAGCAAAGAAGAACAAUUGGAGAUUGCGACUGUCGCUGAGCAAGAUUUGAAAUCAUUGAAAUUGGCAGUAAAACUUGAUUUUGAAGUAGUUGAUGAAAUGGAAUCGGAAAUUGAAAGACGCUAUGAAGCUCACAUAAAAGCUUUUAAUGAUGUUCAUAUGAAUUCCAUGGUGUUUUUGGAUUUUGGAAAAGGAAAAUUAAAGAAAUGUGGAAUUUCUCCAGAUGGAUUUGUGCAAAUGGCUAUUCAAUUGGCUUAUUACAAGGACCAAGGAAAAUUUGCUCAAACCUACGAAUCAGGAUCGAUUCGAUUCUAUGCAAAUACACGAACAGAAACUUUGAGACCAGUAACCAAGGCUUCAUGCGAGUUUGUAAAGGCAAUGUUGAAUGAUGAAUUGGAUAAAGUUUCACGCCGGAAAUUGUUGAAAGAAGCAUGCGAGCUGCAUGUGAAUAACCGUAAAGAAAUUAUGCUAGGAAAAGGAUUUGAUCGUCGUCUAUUUGUAUUGUGUGUUCUUGCUAAAGGACUGGGGUACGAAAGCCCGUUCCUAGAUUUUUAUCAGAACUAAAAAUGGCUUAUCAGUACUAGUAAUGCUCCCACUAUGACGAAUACAAUCGAUGAAGAUUCCUCAAGAAACAAUAUUAUUCUUGGUGGAUCAUUUGGAGCGGUUGCUCAAGAUGGAUAUGGAAUUUGCUAUCGAUUCGGUGGAAAUCAAGCAAUUCCUCUUCAUAUCACUUCAUAUCAUUCUUCUGAUGCCACAGAUUCUGAUAGAUUUGGGAAUUAUUUAAAAGAAGCUUUUCAUAGUUUGGUGGAUUUAUUUGAAAAAUAAUU
This is a messenger RNA of Caenorhabditis elegans, 2233 nucleotides long. The record is from the annotation of a RefSeq genome assembly. Lineage: Eukaryota; Metazoa; Nematoda; Chromadorea; Rhabditida; Rhabditidae.